AAUAAGUGUAAUAAAAUUUUAUUAAACACAGUUUCAUUUGAAAAUUUAAAGUACAAAGUUAAGACAAAAUUCUACAGCAAAAUGUUGAAAUACGUUUUAUUGUUAACGCUAGUGGCCUGGGUCUCGGCAGUUGAUGAUGAUGCCCAUGCUCAUGUCAACAAAGAAUUCAAAAAGGAUGAUGGCCAUGGACAUUUCUCCUAUGGCUACGAUAUCACCAACGGCAUUGGUGCCGAUGAGGCUGGCGAUCAGAAGGAGGUACAUGGUGAAUUCCAUUACACAACUAAAGAGGGUGUCCCCGUAAAGGUCAGCUAUACGGCAGAUGCCAAUGGCUAUCAUCCCCAUGGAGAUGUGAUACCCACAGCACCACCCACACCACCGGCCAUUUUAAAGGCCUUGGAGUAUAUUAAAAAUCAUCCAAAAGCUGAGAAAAAUGAAGGCGACAAAAAACAUCAUCAUUAACUAAUUAAUGAAACAUUUUAAAAUUUUAUUUAUUUAGUUUUUUAUUUUAUUUUAUUAUUUUACUCUCAACUUCAAAUACACUUAAAGAAAAAGUCAGCUUAUGAUUUGAUUUCCAUAUCCAGUGACUUGGCCACUAAUAA
Molecule: messenger RNA, 599 nt
Organism: Calliphora vicina (urban bluebottle blowfly)
Lineage: Eukaryota; Metazoa; Arthropoda; Insecta; Diptera; Calliphoridae
Product: pupal cuticle protein Edg-78E-like
Exons: 2
Coding region: 82-459 (125 amino acids)
Cellular component (GO): chitin-based extracellular matrix
Molecular function (GO): structural constituent of chitin-based larval cuticle
Source: RefSeq, a predicted model, not a curated record